AUGGCGGCUCGGCCUGGCCAAAUUCUCCUGCCUAUCGCUCUGGUGAUUGCAGGCACCGUGGUGGCAGGACUCUUUUGUCCUUGCACUCAGGGAUGCUGUGCCAAUGCCUGGUUUCAGUACAAAGAUGCUUGUUACCGACCAGUCACAGGCGACACUCACGACUGGAGUACAGUUAAGGAGAACUGUGAGAGAUUCGGUACCCAUCUAGCCUCUGUUCACAGCGACGACGAGCAAAGCUUCAUCUUUCACUUGAUGGGGCGACGGACACGUUACUGGAUUGGCGCAGAGGAAACUGAUGAUCCAGCAGCGCCCUGGAGAUGGACCGAUAACUCCACAUGGCGGUAUCUACUGGAUCGAUGCACCUAAGAGUUCUCAACACAUGUACGUCUGCAAAUACCUUCUGUAUUGAGGAUGCACCCCAGAGAAAAAGGAGAAUUGCAUUUGGUUUUAAGAAGCUAUUGUGUGCCUUUGCUUAGCGACUAUUAUUCCGGUAGCCGAAAUUGUUCUGGAGCAGAUAGAUGUCCAAAACAAUUGCUUUCAGAUCAUAGCCAACCGAAUAGUGAACUUUUGAGUUUCACAGUUAGGAAAAUGCUUCUGACCCGUAGAUAAUUUUUUGAAUUGUAAGGAGCAUUCUGAAGUGAAACAGUCCAGCAAUGAGUGUACUGUGUGCCUCUU
Molecule: messenger RNA, 675 nt
Organism: Lacerta agilis (Sand lizard)
Lineage: Eukaryota; Metazoa; Chordata; Lepidosauria; Squamata; Lacertidae
Product: C-type lectin domain family 4 member D-like
Exons: 5
Coding region: 1-366 (121 amino acids)
Source: RefSeq, a predicted model, not a curated record